Myripristis murdjan (pinecone soldierfish) is the source of this 2066-nucleotide messenger RNA. RefSeq names its product stromal membrane-associated protein 1-like. Gene Ontology annotation, molecular function: metal ion binding; GTPase activator activity. The transcript is spliced from 10 exons. The record is from RefSeq and is a predicted model, not a curated record. Gene Ontology annotation, biological process: regulation of clathrin-dependent endocytosis. The coding region runs from base 164 to 1525 and encodes 453 amino acids. Gene Ontology annotation, cellular component: cytoplasm. NCBI's taxonomy places the organism in Eukaryota, Metazoa, Chordata, Actinopteri, Holocentriformes, Holocentridae.
AAUUCUUGUGGGCGGAGACGGGAUUCCGGUUCCGGGUGUUGUCAUAUUUCGUUCGGAGGCGUUUUGUUCCUCUGAUUAUGCUCUUAUAUCAGAAAGUUGGUGCGAUUGACGACUAAUCACAGAAAAGUACAUUAAUCUAGGAGAGCCCGUCGACGCCGCGAACAUGACGACCCGCUCAGAGAGAGAGAAGGCCCAAAAACUCAACGAGCAGCAUCAGGCCAUCCUGUCCAAAAUGCUGAGAGAGGACGACAACAAAUACUGCGCCGACUGCGAGGCGAAAGGUCCAAGAUGGGCAUCUUGGAAUCUAGGAGUCUUCAUCUGCAUCCGGUGUGCUGGCAUCCACAGGAAUCUGGGUGUACACAUAUCCCGUGUCAAAUCAGUCAACCUGGACCAAUGGACCUCAGAACAAAUUCAGAGUAUACAGGAUAUGGGUAACACCAAGGCCAGGCAGCUUUACGAGGCCAACCUUCCAGAAAGCUUCAGAAGGCCUCAGACAGACCAAGCAGUGGAAUUCUUCAUCAGGGACAAAUACGAGAAGAAGAAAUACUACAGCAAGAAUGUGACCAACGGAGGCAGUCCGAAAGAAAAGGAGAGUAAGAGAGAGAAGGAGUCGGACAGAGGGAGCCAGCUGUCAUCCUAUACCACGAGCGAAGAGAGCAGGCCUGUCCCCAAAAUUAGCCCUGCAAAUACUUCAGAACCCUCUGUCAACCUCCUAGGCCUCGACGCACCGGCAGCUGCAUCAACUAACAAUGGUAGCACUAGCACAACUCAGAACAACAAUGACCUGGAUAUAUUCGGUCCCAUGGUAUCCAACCCCCUCCCCACAUCUGCAGCUCAGUUUUCUCAGGUGAGCUCCAGUAACGCUGCCAGCACCCCAACACAAGCUCCAGCAGGAGGGGGUGCCGCCUCAGGGUCAUGCCAGGCAGAGCUGGACCUGUUCAGUGACAGUAGCAGCAGCACUAAAGGCGAUGACAUGGCCAAGAAGCCCCUGUCCAAGGACUCCAUCCUGUCCCUCUAUGGAACUAGCAGUAUGUCCCAGCAGGCCCCCGCUGCUGGCAUAUUCAUGGGCCCCUCCCAGAUGCAGUUCCCUGUCCAAGCAACCGCCGGCUAUCAGGCCUUCCCUGGCAUGGGAACGACCAUGCCUCCCACCACCGUCAUGGGUGCCAUGAUGGCUCAGAGUGGGGCAGCUAUGAUGGCACCCAAUGCAGGCAUGAUGGUUGGGAUGACUAUGCCCAACGGCUUUAUGGGGAAUGCCCCCGCCACUGGCGUGAUGGGCAUGGCCCCCAGGAUGAUGGGACCACAGGGUGGCACGAUGCCUGCAGGCAUGGUUCCUGCUCAGGGCAUGUACGCCAUCCCACCUGCACAGCAAACCCAGUGGAACAUGAGUCAGAUGAACCAGCAGAUGUCAGGGAUCACUCUGAACGGUCCUGGGGGGCAGAUGGCCUUUGGGCAGCCUCCCUCGGCUAUGGGAGGUUGGGCUGCCACGGCAUCUGGCCAGACUCUCAGCACGCAGCUAUGGAAGUGAGCCUUUCAGGGGGUCAUUGAUCGGGCAGAGUAAAAGAGUAGGGGCUGCAAGGGGUGCAAAACAAAUUUUGUGCAUCUCUUCACCUCGCUAUGAACUGAUGCCCGUUUGCAGCAUUGCUGACCCUUCAGAACAUGAAAAUUGUUUCUCUUUCUUUCUCUCCCUCUCUCUGUCUCUCUUUCUCUCUAUUGUGUGAGUGAAUUGGGAGUCAUACAGGAUUACAGCCUGGCAGUUUCUGCCUGUCAUAUGGUUUUUGAUCAUAACUUUUAUUUUCCUUUUUUGGAAAAAAACAAACAUAAGUAAACAAAGUCCCAACAAAAACGACAACUUCAACAACAUAUCAAAAGCUGCAGGACCAGUUACACAAGCUUUUAUUGUAUCAUUGUAUCAUUAUGAGAUUAUAGAAAAUUUAAAAGAAUAGUAUUUAAAGGGAGAAGACAUGGCUAUUAUGUCUGUCAGUACUGCUCCCAGAUGUACAGUGCUGUAUAACCUUCUUUUAAAGUACUUGUGGUUGCCCUAUAAAAUAAAAGUGAUAAUUCCAUUA